Molecule: messenger RNA, 4691 nt
Organism: Spodoptera litura
Lineage: Eukaryota; Metazoa; Arthropoda; Insecta; Lepidoptera; Noctuidae
Product: homeotic protein empty spiracles
Biological process (GO): regulation of transcription by RNA polymerase II; neuron differentiation; brain development
Cellular component (GO): nucleus
Molecular function (GO): RNA polymerase II cis-regulatory region sequence-specific DNA binding; DNA-binding transcription factor activity, RNA polymerase II-specific
Source: RefSeq, a predicted model, not a curated record
UCAUUCGGCCGCGCGCCGCCUUGGCGUUCGUAUCGCGCGCUCGCGUCACGAUGGAUUGUGUUCUGUGUGACAUGUGCUUCUGAUUUGGUGUAUUAUUUUUUUUGUGACGGACCCGUUGUGUGUAAAAGCAUGAUGCCUCUCGCACCGACCCCUGUGGUGGCGGUGCCAUCGAAGCCGAAGAUAGGAUUUAGUAUAGACAGUAUAGUUGGUGGUUCGGAGCGGCCGAAGCAGGCCUCGCCGCCGCUGGCGAGUCCUGGCUCUCCUUCGCCGGUUGCGUCUCCGAGGAGUCCUUCGCCAAGACCUUUAUUGAGGCCGAGUGCGUUGCCUGCGGUGUUUCCUUCUCCUGAGUUGAAGAGGCUACCUUACUUGGACGCUCAAAGUCACCACCACCAGUUUCUGGCGCACUUCCAAGGAGCUGCUCUUGCCGCGGCUCUGGCGCACCAGCAGCAGGGCUUCGGAGGACCACUGCCACCUCAUCCGCCCCCGCACCCUGCACCACCUGUCCCCCGGGAGUCCUACACCCUGUACCCCUGGCUCAUCAACAGGCACGGCAGGAUAUUCCCCCACAGAUUUCCUGGAGGUCCAGACAUCCCAGGAUUCCUCCUCCAGCCGUUCCGCAAGCCGAAGCGAAUUAGAACCGCCUUCUCCCCGUCACAGCUCCUGAAGUUAGAACAUGCGUUUGAGAAGAACCACUACGUCGUUGGUGCUGAGAGGAAGCAGCUAGCACAGGCCCUUAGCCUUACAGAAACACAGGUUAAAGUUUGGUUCCAAAAUAGAAGAACGAAACACAAACGAAUGCAACAAGAGGAGGAGGCGAAGACGGGAGGCAAGUCAGGUUCCUCGAACAUGAAGCCAGACGAUGGCAGUCAGCUCAACAACUCCUACGAGGAUGAUGACGAGGAACUUAUCGAUAUGGACAUGGACGAACUCAGUGAAAGUGAAAAUGAAACGUAAGACAGUGGACUAAGUGAUAAAAUUGUGUAAAUAUUAAUGUAAUCUAGAUGUUUAGAGUAUAGUUUUAUUUAUUUAUGAUGUUUAAGAGAUUCUAGCACUGGCGAUGUUGGUGGUGUCUGUACCCUUGUCUCUACCUACACUGACUCCAUUAACGCUUUGAAUUCACCAGAAUCAAAUGAAUUAUGUACACAUUUUAUCGUGAUUAGUACAAGCCAUGCUUUACAAAUCAGGCCCGAUAUUGUCAUUAAUAAUCUUAAUUUCAAUAAUUAAUUUUGGCACUUGGCAUGUCGCAAUCAAAUUUGCAGGUUUUAAUUAAAAUUUAUUUGAUUACCAAGCCUCGUUUAUCAACACACAACAUGAUCAAUCUUCAAAAAGUGGGCGUUGUUUGGUGUUUGCAAUAAUUUAUAUCAAUUCUAAAGCCAUUAUUGUGGCCAUAUCAUUAAAUCAACUUUAUAAAACGGUUUCAAAAUGGCUUCCCGAGUCUUGUUAGCGUCACGGCUUAUUAGAUAACAAAAUUGGCCGUAUUAUAAUAGUUUUCGGGGUUUAAAUUAAUUAAAAAUGGCUCUUUUUUGAUGUUCAUCCAGUGAUGUGGGUAUAAUUAGACAUUUUAGAUUUGAAACGUUGAUAGGCAGGGUAUGUGGUUUCUCAACGAGCGCUGUCAACGAAGGAGAAGGAUAACAAUACGAGAGUUAUGGGUGUUAGAGUGAGAUAGGUGUAAUAUAGAGAUGAAGGCGAUUAUGGGUGCGUUCAGGGCCCUAUUAUUAAGAGAUGCGUUCGAAAACUAUCGCGUUCUCGAAUCGCGUUUCGUAAUUGCUCGCGACGUAACCAAAUUGUUUCUCGACUCGUUGACGAUUGUUCUCAGCCACUAUUUGUCUACGCGUUAGGAAUUUAACGAUAGAGAUCUUUAUAUUGUUGAUGAUUUCUUUGACGCGUUGCCUAACUGUUUAGUUUGACUAACGACGUGUCUCGACUAUUGUUUUAAUGUGUCACUUGUUUUUUAUUUCUUUUCAACUCUGAGCUUGAAUUUUUAUGGCUAUAUACAUAAGUCCACUUUAUUGCGAGGUGGAUGUUUUGAAUUCUUUUGAUACCGAAAAUAAUGAAUUCGCACUAAUCGUGCGUUCGGCUAUUUUAUGGCGGAUUAUAGCUAAACGCUAAAAACUUUACGGUCAAUUAAUCGAUUAGCAACUUAGAUUAUGCUUAAUUAAAAUCAGUACUAGUUAAGAAAACUAUGAGUGGAUUCUCUCGACGUUUUUGAGCAAAACGAAGCUUUGGACAGAAAUGUACAGGAUCGAUUCUCAUUGUAUUGUUUACUAUGUUACUUCAUAGGCUGUGGCCUUAAAACCCGAGUUUAAACGAGCGAUUAUAAGGCUAAUUUGUAUUUUCCUUUCCGUCUUUUGUUCAUAUGAUUUACGAUUACGAGUAUCGAGUUCUCGCCGAAUCGAUUUACCGAGUGAAUCGAUUUUAAAAACAAACUAUUUUGUUUUUGUUCAGUAACCGUGAGGUUAUGCCAUGUUGUUACAAAAUGUAGUUUUUAAAAACAUGCUCGGGUAAUAUAUUUUUAAUUGCUUGAUAUUGUAUUGUGGAAAUUGGUUUGGAUUAAAGAUAGAGCUUUUGAUUUUACGUUAUACUACACAGAUUGAACUGGUAAAGGGUUCACAAAUAAAGAUUGAGAAAUAAAUUCUCUUUGGCUAUUCGAAUUCUUUAGUCUAAUAAAAAACAAAAAUCGAUCCUUGGAAUGCGCUAACUACCUCACUGCGCUAUUAAAAAAAUCCGAGGCAAAGAACCAAAGCGUUUGGCUCCACGCCAUUCGUAAUUUGAAAUCUAGAUUCCAUUUUCAGCUCAAUUAACUCUUAGUCGAUUUUAAUUAUCGAUUUUAUUCAUUAAGUGUUUGCGAUUAGCGGGCAUGUCGAUAUUUUACGAUGUAUUCUUUCGUAAAAGUUCGUUUUUAAUUACAUUUCCAUUCAUUGCUUUUAAUUCGCUGAUUAUGUGACAUUAUAAGGUUUAUUGGAGUCAUUGGAUGUUGAGAUAAGGCUGUACCAUUUUCGAAUUGACUUAGACAAGAGAAUUUUGAGUGAUACCGGUGAUUUUUGACUAAUCAUUGUAGAAAACCGGACCGAUUUUAACGAAUGAUCAUCAAAAAUAUAGUCAAAAUAACCUUGUCUCAAUAAUUAUGUACUUAUUUUAAGUUAAAGAAUUUAAUAGUUUAUUAUUUAUGUUACGUUCGGAUUUUUUGACUGUUUUGUUGAAAUCGGUCCUGUCUACUUACAUUUAUAGCUCAAAAUUGAGUAGCAAUACAUAUGAAAGUAAAAUACUUUGCGUACAAUAUAAAGUUAACGAUUCGCUCAAAUAUAGUAGUUUUAUUAAGCCAGUUCCUUUAGAGUAAUAUGUUAUGUGAAUAAAAAUAUCUAACAACUCUAUGCAGUAUUAUAAUAAUUCUACACCCUGACGUUGGUUUUCGACUGAGUGACGUGGACGUCAGUUUGUAAACUUCUGUGACGUCAGAAUAUAAAUCGUUAUUAGAGAUUAAAAAAUAAAUGUUGAUAAUAAAUAGAAUGUCUAAAUAUUUAUUCUGAUUUUAUUUUCUUAAUGUUUUAGAUUUGGUGUUCAGUAAAAUGGAACGAUUUGUCAAAAUAUUUUUACUUUUUUACAGACUUUGAGGAGUCUGUUUUGAACCUACUUGAUCUACUUAUCUAUGAGAGGUUGUAAUUUUUAAGUACAUUCAAAUUUCAAACCAGUGAUGUUAACAUUAAGUACAUUUAUUAACAAGAAAACUACUUAAAGGGACGUAGGUACUUACUUUUAUAGUUCACCCAAUUCUGAAGGCACAUGUAUGCGUGCAUGCCUACAGGCUACACUUUAAACGAAGUCUUCAAUAAAGACCGAUGAACGAAAUAGCUUAAGGCACUUCAUUCAUUCAGUCUUUUCGUUCAUUCAUACGUUGACAGAUACCUACGUGACAACUGACAAUCGACAAUUUGACGUUUGUAUUUACGUAGCAUCGUAAGAAAAGAAUACGGAAAAUGUAUAUAACACUAUUUAUUUCCUAUUAUGUACUUAGUAAGGAACUUAUGUUUAAGAUUGGGUACCUGUAAUUUUGAGAAUGUUGUUUUAAAUUUUGUAUUAUUGUGUAGAUGUCAUCUUGAAAAUUUUCAGAUUAUAUUUAAGCAAUCUAUUGAGUUUUAUAAAAUCUAACUACGUUUAGAAUUUCAUUCAAUUAUAAUGGUAUUUCAGUAGAACAAUCAAUGUUUUUAGUGUUCUGUAUUUGGCGCUAGUGAACCGUAAGGUCUUACAGGUCCAAAUUAUCUUAGAUGUUAAAAACUUAACUGUCUAAUUCAAUGGGACAUUAGACCUUAUGUCACAUUAGCUUUAACAACUUACUCCUGUGGAUUGUAUUUAUUGUUCAGUACCCAUUAGAAACCCAAUCUUUAUAAUAUUGUAAAUGUAUCUGAAAUUAAAAAUGUUCCUUCUCCUAAAUAAUGCCACAAAAACAGUUUUGUAAAUAAAUUAACUAAUAAUCAAUCUUUUAGGAUAGUUGUACAUUAUUUUUAUUUAAUAAAAAACAUAGUAAAGUUGUACAUAUGUGUGUUUACAUGUAAAAGAAUACUGUUUAAGUGUAUUUGUGUGUAUAUCAAGUCUUUAAUGACUCUCCCCAUAAUGUUUCGUUCCGACUCAUUGCGAAAAUGUAGUAACUUAAAAUCAACGAGUGAUAUAUAAAAUAUAUGUUUAUACUCAUUUAA